Messenger RNA from Mugil cephalus (flathead mullet), 3989 nucleotides. RefSeq names its product protein phosphatase 1, regulatory (inhibitor) subunit 14Bb (gene ppp1r14bb). The coding region runs from base 654 to 1040 and encodes 128 amino acids. The transcript is spliced from 5 exons. Gene Ontology annotation, biological process: innate immune response; regulation of phosphorylation. The record is from RefSeq and is a predicted model, not a curated record. NCBI's taxonomy places the organism in Eukaryota, Metazoa, Chordata, Actinopteri, Mugiliformes, Mugilidae. Gene Ontology annotation, molecular function: protein serine/threonine phosphatase inhibitor activity. Gene Ontology annotation, cellular component: cytoplasm.
CGCGAGCCGGGCAAAGUGCGUGGAACCGUGUUAAUGGGGUAAAACAGGGUCUAUAGUAGGGGUCAAGUCUUACAAUCAAGAGAAUGUGGGUGGGGACGUAGGAUGUGGAAUCAACGGAGGUCACAGUCGGGGUUUGAACGCGGGGAAAAACCAACAUUAGCGUCUUUUCUCUUUUUUUUUUUUUUUUUUCCUGUCGCGUUACGUCGGAUGCGCUCGAGUCCAGUCGGAGAGCGCGCACGCACGCACGAGAGAAAGAGAGAGAGAGAGCUAGAGAGCGAGCUAGAGAGACGUGUGAUUUCUCUUUGUACUGAAAGAAGAGUUGAGGCCGGCUCUGCUCUCGCCGCCGUCUCUUUUUUUAUAUAAGCAGAGUUUGCAUGCUGUAAAUAGCCCAUUAAGCCGGUUACACUUCAACGUUUCGUUCUACUCGUCGGUCACCCCCCCUUUUUUUUGUGUCAGUGUGGAUACGAGCCAGCCACCGCCAAUGUCCCCAUAAAAAAAAGCCAACGAGCCUCUUUUCGCCUUCUUCCUCUGCCGUCAACCCCUUUCACACUUCCACACCUCCGGGAGGGAGCUUUAUUCUCUCCCCCUUCCUCCUCCUCGUCCUCCUCCUCCUCCUCCUCCACCACCACCUUCUCCUCCAAACCGAAGCGACAAUGGCAGCUGUAACGAGCCCGGAGACGAGCCCUCAACCCCGGGUAUAUUUCCAGACGCCGGCCGGCACCACGGAGGAGCCGGAGACACCCGUGAGGAAGCAGGGGCGCGUUACCGUCAAAUACGACCGCAAGGAGCUGAGGAAGAGACUGAACCUGGAGGAGUGGAUUAUCGACCAGCUAACGGACCUCUACGACUGUGAGGAGGAGGCCAUCCCAGAGCUGGAGAUAGACGUGGACGAGCUGCUGGACAUGCCCAGCGACGUCGAGCGGGCAGCCAGGGUCAAGGACUUACUGGUUGACUGUUUUAAACCUACUGAGGACUUCAUCUCAGAACUGCUCGACAAGAUCCGAGGGAUGCAGAAGCUCUCCACGCCUCAGAAGAAAUGAUGGGGUCCCUGCUUCUCCUCCUCCUCCACCUCCUCCUCCUCUUCCCGCUACAUCUUCCCUCCACCUCAGCCCUCACCGCUCGUCUUCCUACCGCACCCCGCUCUUUUUUUAAUUUUAAUGUCCGUCGAACAUGAUUAAAUGUUUUAACGCAACGGUGUUUCUGCUUCUGUGUUCUCCUCCCGGCUGCCUGGACCCAGCCCCGUGUGUCGCUUUCCCUUUUUCUUUUCUUUUUCAUCAACGACGACAAAAAAUUUAAAAAAAAAAAAAAAAAAAAAGGAAAAGUGGCAAAUGAAUAAUUCGAGAAGCGAUUCGUCCGCCUUAAUCCAGGCACUGCCCUCCUUCCCUCCUCCUCUCCUUUCUGUUUCUGCCCUCUCUUUUUGGCCAUUGUUCGGCUCUGCGCCUCUUCGUCGUCCAGCUCCUCUUCCUCCUCCCGCCCCCCCCCACCCCCCUCCCUCCAUCUGUCUGAGGAGGAAGAGGAGAGGAGACGAGUCCCGUAAUUACUGGGCGCAGGGCGGCCGAGAGUGGGAAGAAGAAGAAGAAGAAGAACGAGCCAAAAGAGAGAGGGGGGAAAAAAAAUAAAGAGUGGAAGGGUGAACGAUGAGGGAGGAAGCAGCCAAUCGGUUCGAAGCAGAGCCUGAUCAUCACAGUGACGGCCCUUAUAAUGUUAUUUUUAAACCCAUCAUAAUUCAGUUCCUGCUUCAGUUUGAGGGCAUGGGGACAUUCACCUCACUUUUUAUUUUAUUUUUUUAGUUUUUUGGGUUAAUUAACUUUUCGAGGAGGAGGGAGGGAGGAGGGAGGGGUCAGUACAGUCUUUGCUAAUUACCCCUCCUCUUAAUCAGAGGCAUUGCUGCAGUGGUGCUUUUAAAGACUGUCCUUUUUUUGUGUGUGCGCGUGCGUGCGUGUGUGUGUGUGUGCGUGUCGAAAAAAAAAAAACUGUACCAUGUCAUUUUGGGAAGAAAAGCCGAACCUCUUACUGCACGAUGUGUCUCCUUAGUACGUCAGUGAAGAGCCUGGAAAUAGUGGUUGAACCUUUAAAAAAAAAAAAAAGAAGAAGAAGUCACUGGUUGGCUGUAGUGGUCGUGUGGCCGGAGCGACUUUAGACUAAAAGGCCGACCUCCUCUUGAAGCUAGAGCAGACGUAGGUUCUCUUAGAACGGAAGUUUUUCUUUCCACAAAUGCGUAGUACGGCGAUGAGAGGCUCGUCCGGAGCCACUGCUGUCCAGACUGCACACACGUCUGUACGUCUGUGUCGCUAAAUGCUACGUGUGUGUAUGUUGCUACAUAAUGUACAGCAACAUGUGUUAUAGGAGUGUGUUUUUUUUUUUUGGGCCUGUAUAUUCUGCUGUUCUGUGCGACAGGUUAGGUUUUUGGUAGAGGACUGGUUCCUUUUUUUAGUUUUUUGUUUUUUUUCUGGUUGCAUUUUGUCACACUCACACUGACAGUCCGACGGGGAGGGGCGGGGUGGACCCUAAACAAAGAUGCCUUUUUUUUUUUUUAAUCACAGUCCCUCCAUCCUCUCCCUGCUUUUUCUUUUUCUUUUUCCUAGGAAACGAUUUAGACCGCCGCAUUCUUUUCUUUACAGCAGACGCCAGCUCAGAGCUGCGCCUGUCACGCCCGCCUCAACGGGAGGGGAGGCCAUUGUUGCAAAUUGAAGCUCUUUAAUUGCAUUCAUCCAUCUCUUUUUUUUAUUCUGCCACUCGCACACACACACACACACGCGGGCCCACCCUCAGGGCGGCGGCGGAGGAAACGGAAACGCGCCGGGCAAACACAGCUGCCUCUCGCACAGAUGUGCACGUGCGAGCGCCGACAACUGCGCGAUGCGAGGCACACGGGGGGAAGCUGCCAAUCACCUCUGAGAAUAAGCCAUCUGUUUCUGAUCCUGGGCCAAUCAGAUCUGAGACCGGAGCCCAUUGGCCGCCGGGAGCAGCAGCAGCAGCAGCAGCAGCAACGCUCGCUGCGAUUCCUGCCUGUGACUGACUGCUUAACACCUGCGGUGACGGCAGACCUUCACUGUCUGCCUCACACACACACACACACACACACACACACACUAAUCUCCCAUUUCCAUCUCACUGCUCGGUCAUCCUCCCCUUCUCUCCUCCUCUUCCUCCCAUUCAUCCUUCUGCCCAUCCUCUCCUCUCUAUCCUCCCUUUCAUUUUUUUUUUUUCUUUCUUAAAAACAGAUGUUGCCUUAGGUAUUAUUUAUGUCACACAAACCAAAUAAACGGGAGACAUUCAUUUUUAAAACUGCUUAAAAAAAAAAAAACCUGUGUUACUGAGCAGAGCUGCGGCACGUGGAGAAUCUUCUUUCUGUCGCUCCUUGUUUUUUUUUUUUUUUUUUUUUUUUAAAAAAGAAACAACAAAAUCUGUUUUUUGUUUGUUUUUUAGAAGUGAGUGUUUAAUACUUAGGCCUUGAUACAGUGAUUUUGUUUAGAUGAAUAAUGUUCUUUACAUCUACCAUUUGAAUACUCGGUCUGUUUUUAUUGUGUGAUCAUGACACUUCUUGAGGCCAGGCCUUGGAUUAACACGUAGUUGAACUAAAAUCCACUCAGAUGCUUUCUGGUGCGAUUGCUUUUGCCUUCUGCCCGCCUGCUGGUGGUGUUUUACCAGGCAAGUUCAAUCAGUAGCUGAAUUUGAGUGGAUUUUUUUUCUUUUCUGAAUCCAGGUGUGGAUUAUACCUUCUUAGACUGUUAUUGAGAAGUCAUUUUUUUUACUGUUGGGGAAAAUUGCAAAAAAGAAAAGAAAAAAAAAGAAGUAUAUAUAUACUGAUUAUUACCACUGAGGCUAAACACAAGAGCUAAACCGUGCAGACUGGAGGAGUGGUGGUGUGUUUUCUUUGGACAUCGAUUUGGAUCAACAAACAAAUGUAGCAAUAUCAACAACAGGUCUUGUUUUUGCCCAAUUUUGUUACACUUUUAUGCAACUUUAAUAAAAACAUGUAAAAUUGA